UACCCGAGAUCGAUCGAGAGCUUGCAAAGAAAAUGGACGCCAAGCUUGCCGCCCUCAUCGCCUUGCUCGCAUUGCUCGGUCCUGUGGCUUGCCAUGGCGCCACCGUCAUCUGCCUGGGCGGUUGGGUUCGCCCAGUCCCAUCACUCCUCGGCGGGCUUGUCUGCCCCGGAAACCUGCUCCCAAACCCUUCCCUGAACCCGAUCCCUGCACCCUCAUCGUCAGUUCUCAAGGUCGGCUACUACAACAACAGCAGCAACAGCAACGCGUGCCCCAACGCGGAAGACAUCGUGAGGAAGGUCGUGGAGGACGCGGUGAGCAAAGACCCCGGCACGGGCGCGGGGCUCAUCCGCCUCUUCUUCCACGACUGCUUCGUCCGGGGCUGCGACGCCUCCGUCCUCCUCAGGAACACGAGCGGCGGCUCCACCAGCGAGCAGACGGAGAUGUUCGGCCUCCCCAACGUGAACAGCCUCCGCGGCUUCGAGGUGAUCGACGCGGCCAAGGCGGCGCUGGAGUCGGCGUGCCCUGGCGUCGUCUCGUGCGCCGACACCCUCGCGUUCGCCGCCCGCGACGCGUCCAGCGUGCUCAGCGGCGGCAGGAUCAGCAGCGCCUUCGCGAUGCCCGCCGGCCGCCUCGACGGGCGCGUGUCGCUCGCCAACGAGACCACGGACAACCUGCCCGGCCCGUUCUGUGACCUCGACGCGCUCACCAACUUCUUCGCCGCCAAGGGCCUCGACAGAGACGACAUGGUCACCCUCUCCGGGGCGCACACCAUCGGCCAGGCACGCUGCGCUUUCGUGUCCAACCGGACGGACAUGAACGCCACCCUCGCUAAGGAUCUCAGGAGGGACAAGUGCAGGAGCGGCGGCAACACGAAGGUGGCGCUGGACUACAAGACCCCUGACACCAUGGACGUGCAGUACUACCAGAACGUGAACGACGAUGACGUGGUGCUGGACUCGGACGCUGCGCUGAGCUCGCCGGCGACGAAGCCGCUGGUGGAUACCUACGCGGCCGGUUCUUCGUUGAGUCUGUGGGAGACCAAGUUCGCGGCAGCGAUGGUGAAGAUGGGCAGCAUCGAGGUCAAGACCAGCCCCGGUGCGGACGCCGAGAUCAGGAAGAAGUGCUCCAUUUACAACUAAUAACUAGUACUCCGUAGCUUAUAUGUUGCUAGCAAUAGCAAUGGAGUGCGGAUGAGGGUGAUUGGCUGCACGUGAACUUGCUUAUAUGUGUGUUCGUUAUCCUGUAUUCCUGCUGUUGCGUUCGUUAGGUUGGCUUCUCGGCAAAGUUUAUUUUAGUGUAAGCCUGUAAGGUAGUAGUAUGUAAUAAGCGCCGG
Messenger RNA from Sorghum bicolor (sorghum), 1333 nucleotides. Its product is annotated as peroxidase 2. The record is from RefSeq and is a predicted model, not a curated record. NCBI's taxonomy places the organism in Eukaryota, Viridiplantae, Streptophyta, Magnoliopsida, Poales, Poaceae. The transcript has a single exon. Gene Ontology annotation, molecular function: heme binding; peroxidase activity. Gene Ontology annotation, biological process: hydrogen peroxide catabolic process; response to oxidative stress. Gene Ontology annotation, cellular component: plasmodesma; plant-type cell wall. The coding region runs from base 33 to 1139 and encodes 368 amino acids.